This is a messenger RNA of Lepisosteus oculatus (spotted gar), 5280 nucleotides long. Its product is annotated as baculoviral IAP repeat-containing protein 1-like. Gene Ontology annotation, biological process: inflammatory response; pyroptotic inflammatory response; defense response to bacterium. NCBI's taxonomy places the organism in Eukaryota, Metazoa, Chordata, Actinopteri, Semionotiformes, Lepisosteidae. Gene Ontology annotation, molecular function: cysteine-type endopeptidase inhibitor activity involved in apoptotic process; ATP binding. The record is from RefSeq and is a predicted model, not a curated record. Gene Ontology annotation, cellular component: IPAF inflammasome complex.
CCUCUGCCAGCCGCAGGAUUUGAACCAGCAACCUUCCAGCCACAGGCGCAGAUCCUGAGCCACAGAGCCCCCAGACUGCUCCUCGCGAGGUUGGCAAGAGAGCGAGCGAGCGAGUGUCUUUAAAGACCAGGACGAGAGCAGAGCCUGCAGCGGACCAGGCGGCCGUGAGCUGUGCUGUAUAAAAAGGACCGGAAACUGGGUCCAUCUGUCUGUGCUGCUGUGCUCGGCUCAGUCCAGGCCAGCUCCUGCUCCGCUGCUGAGAACCACAGGCCUCUGUGAGCCGGGACGCCCGUCAGUGACCCCCCGGUCAGGGGCGACACUGAGGAGCCACCUGAGACCAGGGCUGGAACAGAGGGACAGAGGGGAGAGGCACCUGGGCAUCUGCAUGCAGCCCGUAGGCAGGGGCAGAGAGAUUUUACUGCCCUGCACCCAGUGCUGGGGUUCACAUGGGACUCGGCCAGGGGAGGGCGCUGUCUCGCUCCGGGCGGGGAGGGGAGGGGAUCUGAGCAGGACAGACGGGACUGAAGAGGACAGCGCAGAUUAGACAGCGUGAUUGCUUACUGUGGUUGCUACCAAGGAGUAAAGACUGCAGAUCUGUCGUCCUAACGUCCUGCACACACACCUAACACGUUCAAGACAUUAUCGCCCGGAAGUGACGGACAACUGCCGGUCUCCAUGGAAGAAAAUGAGGAUGGGACACAUGAGAGGAGACCCGUCAGCCCAUCUAGAGUUUUUGGCAGUAGCUGACUGAGAGAAGCGUGUUCCAAACGCACUCUGGGCGCUCCUCUUGGCUCCCGGAAGGACCGGCGUCCUGCUGCGAUACUGAGCUCCGUGAAGUUGCCCCCCUACAAACAGCACAGAUGAAACCCAGCUCAGUUUGUGCUGCUUUCGUUUCCGAGAUAUUUCCCUGAAGCGCUCGGAGCGCUGCGCCUUACGCGCACUACAGCGAGCUGACGGAUCCUGACUGCUGCUACAGUGAUGGAGGAGGGCAAAGCUUCGGGCUCUGUUCCUGCAGGCUGGGAGUUGAACCCCUCCAAGCUGCAGGCUAAGCUGUCCAUGUUCAACAUUGACAUGUGGAAGGCCGUGGCGGAGAUGGAGAAGGAGUUUGCCGAGAUCCGCGCCCAGCGGCCCAGAGGAUACUUUCCCGAGAUGAGGAGUGAGGUGAAGAGGUUGCAGACCUUUGACUCCUUACGGUCGUAUUCCUCCUGGUCGCCGGAGGAGAUGUCCCAGAGCGGCUUUUACCACACGGGUCUCAAGGACAGCGUGCAGUGCUUCUGCUGCGGGCUGGUGGUUUGCACACAGAGCCUGAAUGAAAGUCCCUCUGACAGCCACCGGAAGUUCAGCCCGGACUGCGACUUCCUCCGCGGUGGGGAAGCCGGCAACAUCCCGCAGUACGAGGUGAAGGUCCGGGGGAAAGGACCGGCUCCGCCGGGGGGCGCGGAGCAGUACGAGUCGGAAAGCGGCCGGCUGGAGACGUUCCAGAACUGGCCCUUCUAUGCCAGCGUGGCGCCACGAGACCUGGCCAGCGCCGGCUUCUUCUUCACAGGACAGACGGAUGUCGUGCAGUGUUUCUGCUGUGCCGGGCUCCUGGCACACUGGGAGACGGGAGACGAGCCGUGGAAGGAACACGCCAAGUGGUUUCCAGAUUGUGAAUUUGUACAUGAGAAGAAAUCGAGUCAAGAAAUCUCUGAAUACAUCAGGAGUUAUGAAGGAUUCUGUGGUAUCACGGCACAGCACUACAGCUCAGAAGGCUGGACAGACAUGGAGACAAUGCAGAGUCCUGAUGGACAAGAUUCAAACCUGGAUGAAAAUAACUGGCUGGCAGCAGCAAGACGUCUGUCAGUUUGGCUGAAGGAGACCUACAGCUCCUUAGACUUCAGGAGAAUUUUGUCCAUUCCUGAGACUGUGCCCACAGCACUGGACCUUCAGUCCACCUUUGCUUGGCUGCCACUGGUGUCCAAGAACACGAGGAACGAGCCCGUCCAGCACAUGUGCCUGCCGGCCCUGCUCAGACACCUGAGCCACAUCACUGCGAUCGAGGGAGAGGUGGGCAGCGGGAAGACGGCCUUGCUCAAGAAGAUUGCAUUGCUGUGGGCGUCUGGGGACUGCCCCGUGCUGCACCGGUUCAGGCUGGUGUUCUUCCUCUCUCUCAAGUCUGUGGACGGGCAGCAGGGUCUGGCUGACGUGAUCUCGGAGCAGCUGUGCGGCGCAGGCCGGCGUCUGGAUGAGGAAGCCGUGAGGAGCAUGGUCUACACCCUGAGAGAGCAGCUCUUAUUCCUGAUCGACGAUGACGGUGCCGCAGGAACACUCCCAGCGUGCCUCAAAGAGCUCAUCUUCAAAAAUCACUUGAGCAAGACGAGCAUCGUCAUGGGACUGCAGACCAACCGGACCGCGCGCGUGCGGCAGCUCGCCUCGGCCGUGCUGGAGAUCCGGCAGUUUCCUAUAUACAGCACCACCUUCCUUCUGAAACGCCUGUUCUCCCACAACCCCACACUGGUAGAGAAGGUCUUCCUCCAGCUGGGCCUGUCGGAAGAGCUGCGAGGCCUCUUCAAAACCCCGCUGUUUGCCGUGGCUCUGUGCUCGGCGCUGGUCCGGGACCCCGAGGCGCCCCUGGAGAGGAGCGCCGUCUUCAGAGCCUACCUGGACUGUGUCAUCCAGAGUCGCGGGCUCGGCCCCGAGGUGGUGACGGCCGCGGUGGCGUCGUGCGGGGAGCUGGCCUUGGCUGGGCUGUUCGAGGAGCAGUUCGAGUUCGCGGACACAGAGCUGGCGGCCGCCGGGGUGGACGGGCAGGCGGCGCUCAGUCUGGGCCUGCUGAGCAAGUUCACCGCGCAGGUGCUCCGCCCGGUCUACCGCUUCUUCCACCUCUCCUUCCAGGAGUUCCUGGCGGCCAAGCGGCUGAGCGCGCUCCUGGAGUCGGACUCGGAGGCGCUGAGGGACAGGGGGCGCUGCUACCUGCGGCAGGUGGACACGUGCUUCAGGGUCCUGCUGGACCAUCGCUUCUUUCUCCUCUACGCCUGCAGCUGCUCGGCGGCGGCGGCCGCGGCGAUCGUCGCCCACUUGUUCGACAUCGCGGGACAGGAGGGGUUCCUCCACUCCCGGUCGCAGAGCAGCAGGCUCCUGGAGCUCCACCCAGAGCUGCUCGUGAAUGAGCAGGCGCUCCGAGUGUGUGUGCAGCUGGACCUGGGCGUGGACAUCUGGCUGCACCAGUUUCUGGAGCUGGCGAUCCAGGCCGCCUUCCUCGGCCGCUCUGUCCCGGCCUGCGCCCCCCUCAUCCUCGCCUUCCUCUCGGGGAGAUGUCUGAGCUUCGAAAGCAGAGGUGGAAAAUCCUCUGUGCAUCACUUUGUUGAGUUAUAUCCCCAGGCGCUGUCGCUGCUGAACUGCAUAACGAUCUCAGCAGUUGGCAGUAGAAAGGGCCGGGAGCUGGACUUCUUGAAAACAGGGGAGGCUUUUAAAUUCCACGGCCAGCCUGUGGUUGAGGAAGAGUAUGCCUCAGCGUUCCAGUUGCUGAGCGAUGUUGAGAAGAAGACCUCUGCAGAGCAAGAGAACAUCCACCAGUUCAACAUGAAGACUCUUCGGCAUUUUAAUGAAGCCACAGUCAGUACCUUACUGCUGGCUGGGAAAAGUCAUGCCCUGCCGCUCCUAAAACUCAGUGUCUUGGACUUAGAGAGGCUGGAGGACCAAGAUCAGAGGAGUCUGGAGGCCAUCCUGUCGGUUUGUAACAAGGUUGACCUAGAUGUGACAAACUCAGAUGGUUUCCUUGAGAGUCUGCUGCCUGUAUUUCAACAAAGCAGGUCCGUCUUUAGAGGGAUCCGAUAUUCUGGGACUCGGCUGAGCGAGGUGGAGGAAGACCUGGUACUGUCGAUGUCUGCACUGGAGUCUCUGGAUCUGACUUUCAAGGUCACGCCAGAGUCUCUGUUGGCAAAUUUGGACAAGCUACCUUGUCUCACAGAACUGAAUAUUGCAAGUCAGACUUCAGGUGUUUUUGAGAAGAUAACGGAUGGAUUUGGAAGUCUUCAGUCUAUGGAAAAACUUACUCUUGGCCUUGCAGACCUGACAGAAGACAACAAAAUCGCCUGGUUUCUCCAGCACUUUCCCCGGCUGAAGGUGUUCGGGCUCAAGUCAGCCCACUGCCGGUGCUUCCCCGAGCUGGCCACAGCCAUCGCCUCUUGCCAGACACUUGAACAGAUCUCCUUCGAGGACUUCCCUGAGUUUAACUGCGGUGCCUCAGCUUUCGCGGCCGCUCUGCCCUGCUUCCAGCAGCUGAAGGGCCUGGACCUGCACAGCCAGCGCAUCGAGGGCCCGGCUGCAGCGCAGGAGUUUGCUCGCGCCCUGGGCUCUCUGGCGCACCUGGAGCGGCUGCAGCUCCCGGGGGGGACGGGCAUGAAGGCCGCGAUCUCCACGGUGCUGGCACAGCUGCCACGCCUGCCCCGGCUCGCCCACCUGUCCGCCCCCCUGCUCCUGGAGGACCGCAGCCUGCAGCAGCUGGCGAACUGCGCAAGCGAAGGACACCUCCAAGCCAUCGAGACGCUGGACCUCAAUGUCAACCACCACGUCACGGACGCGGGCUGGAGGGGCUUCUUCCUGGGGCUGGACCGCGUGCCCAGACUGAAGGCGCUCCACAUGUCCCGGCUCUACAGCAGCAGCCUGAAGCCCCACGCCUCCACGGUCAGGGCCUUCGUGCAGUGCGUGGCCAGGCUGCCCGCCCUGACGACCAUCGUCAUGUACGGCUGGCUGCUGGACGCCCAGGACUUCGCCAUGUUUGACCAGAUGAAGGCGCGGCACCCCCAGGCCAAGUGUCUGAACAUCAGCUGGCAGUGGGCGCUCCCUUUCGCACCACUCGUGCAGGCGGAGGCGGAGUAGGGCAGCCGGCCGGGGCAGUCGGGCUCCCAGGUCACAGUAACAACGAGGAGGGGCUCUGGGGAACCGGUUUUAUAGAAAAGAAGUUGUGGAGCGGAGAGCGGCCAUUCGUCUUGCAACAGAAUUCCCAUGAUGCACGGCGUGAGAAGACAAGAGAACAAUCUCGCUCGUCUUUCACCUUCAGGGCUUUGGACUGUGGGAGGAAACCGGGAGCACGCAGGGGGAACGUGCAAACUCCACACAUACAGCAUCCCAGGUCCGGAAUUGAACCCAGGGAUCCAGACUGCAAGGCCACCGUACCACUGUGCCGCCCGCUCAUCUUAUCGUACAGACAAAUGAGAUUUUUAUGUUGAAACUCUUUUUGAGUGUUAUACAAUAAAUUGUGAGCUCUGGGCACCUGCCCACUCUGUGAAUUUAAGUGAA